Messenger RNA from Chelonus insularis, 2325 nucleotides. Its product is annotated as scoloptoxin SSD14-like. Lineage: Eukaryota; Metazoa; Arthropoda; Insecta; Hymenoptera; Braconidae. Gene Ontology annotation, cellular component: plasma membrane. The record is from RefSeq and is a predicted model, not a curated record. Gene Ontology annotation, molecular function: glutathione gamma-glutamate hydrolase. Bases 412 to 2172 code for a protein of 586 amino acids. Gene Ontology annotation, biological process: glutathione catabolic process. The transcript has 12 exons.
UAAUUUUAUAUUCAAGUCAUUUCAAUAACGUUCGAACAACUGUGACCGAAUUAUUUAUGUUUGAAAAGUUUUUCAUGUAUAAAGAAUAAUUCGAAGAUGAAUGAAUCCGAUCACUUUCUACAAUGUAAAAACUUAGUAAAUAUAUAAACGUUGGAAAAUUUUGUCUUGUUUUAUCUUCUUAAGAUAAAGAAUGAUCCAAAAAUAAUCAUCCUCUUCUCGUAAUGUACACAGCAUGAUCACUAUGACAGGAAAUAGCUGACUUUUGUUAGGAAAUAGUGGGAGCUGCUAUAUGAAUUGUGAAUAGCACUGUACGCAUCAGUGUACCAAGAAAUAUACAAAUCAGUGAUCACUAUAAGUAAUAUUAGUUUUCUUGUUGCUUGUACAUUAGUAACGUCCACCGAUUGCUCUACAAUGUUUGGGCGUUAUAAAAAAGCAGUAAUUGGAGUAGGAAUUGUAUUAUUUUUAUCGAUAAUCAUCGCGGUAAUUUUAUUAAAGACUGGUAUAUUAGAUGAUGAUGAUGAUGAUAAUUUAUUGACAAAGUCAUGGGGUAAAAAAUUGAUUAGUAAAUCUUAUCUAGGAAAAUUUCAAAAGGCUGCAGUAUCAUCAAAUGGAGAAGAGUGCUCAGACAUAGGGAAUGGUAUACUUAAAAAAAAUGGUUCAGCUGUUGAUGCUGCAAUUUCAAUGUUAUUGUGUGAAGGAGUUUCAUCACUUCACAGUUCAGGAUUAGGAGGUGGUUUUUUAAUGACUAUUUGGGAUGCAAAAAAUAAAACAGCAGUAUUUCUUGAUGCAAGGGAAACUGCUCCAAAAAAUGCUACAAAAGAUAUGUUCAAUGGUAAUGCUGCAGCAUCACGAUUUGGUGGAAUGGCUAUAGCAGUUCCUGGAGAAUUAGCAGGAUAUUGGGAAGCUCAUCAACGUUACGGCAAACUCCCUUGGAAAGAAUUAUUUUUACCUGUUAUCGAACUUUGUGAAAGAGGUGCUUUAGUAAAUCCUUAUCUUGAAAGAUCAUUAAAAUCCAAGUUACAAGACAUAUUAGCAGAGCCUACUCUUGCCGAUAUCCUUAUUGAUCCAAAUACUAAUUCUACUUGGACCUCAGGAAAAAGAAUAAAACGACCUCAGCUAAAAAAAACUUUGGAAAUGAUUGCUGACAGUGGUAAAGAUAUAUUCUAUGAUGGAAUAAUUGGAGAAGCAUUGGUACGAGAAAUACAACAGAUGGGUGGAAUUAUAGAAAUGGAUGAUUUGAGAAGUUAUAGAGCAUUAUGGAAAAAUCCUAUUUCAUCAAAAAUUGGUAAACACAUUGUACACACAGCAGCUUUACCAGGUUCUGGAGUUAUCUUAGCAUUUGCUUUAAAUGUUUUGGAAAGUUUCGUCCCGACUGCUAAUGAAUCUGUUUUUUAUCAGCGAUUUGCAGAAACUUUUAAAUGGGCAUUUGCAAAACGAACAGAGCUCGGAGAUGAUAACUUUGUUAAUCUCACAAGUUUAAUGAAAAACCUUACCUCCAAAACCUAUGCUGACGAAGUACGCCAAAAAAUUCUCGACAACUGGACUAGUACUGAUCCUAAAUAUUAUGGAGCCAUUACUCAUACUCCUGAUGAUUUUGGAACUGCUCAUAUUUCUAUUUUAGCAUCAGAUGGAUCAGCAGUCUCUGCAACUUCAACAAUCAACCAAGUUCUAGGAGCAAUGAAACGAUCUCCAUCAACCGGAAUUAUUUUCAACGAUGAAAUGGAUGAUUUCAGUUCUCCAAAUAUCAUUAAUAGUUUUGAAUUACCACCGUCUCCAGCCAAUUUUAUUGCACCAGGCAAAAGGCCAUUGAGUUCAAUGGUUCCAACGAUUAUUACUGAUGAUAAAGGUGAAGUUCAAUUAGUUGUCGGAGCUGCAGGCGGUACAAAAAUUACAACCGGAGUUGCUUUAACAAUUGUAUUAAAUCUAUGGACAGGAUAUACUAUUAAAGAAGCUAUUGAUGUUCGAAGACUACAUCAUCAACUAUUACCAAUGAGGAUUGAAGCUGAACCAAACUUCCCUUCUGCAAUAUUAAAUUACUUAAAAAGUAUUAAUCACACUAUUGAGCACUAUGUUGGAAUAGGAAGCGCAGUAACCGCAAUAUCAAAAUUAAAUCACCCCGGAAUUACAGCAAAUGCUGAUUAUCGACGAUACGGAUCUGUUGCUGGCUGUUAAUGAUAUAUAAAGAAAUUUGUUUUACAUUUUUAUAUACGUAAAAUCCGCUUUAUUCCAUUUAUUCAAUUCUAUUCAUUUAUUGUUUUUAAUUGUUUAUUAUAGAGAAUAUAUUUUUCCACAAUAAUUGGUUUAAUAAAUAUUUAUGAAAAUUUA